AUGGACGUUGAUGUCAUCGCAGAUUGCAUAAGGAGGACAUUUUCAAACAAAAGGUUUGAAAAGAAGCCUAGUGCCACUUUGAGUGUAGAAAAUUCACCUCCAUACGAAAAAGAAGCUGCAGGGGCAGAGACUCCAGAUACUGUGGAGGCUCUAGUUGAAAAGGAGUCUUCGAAGGCAGAGGUUCCAGAAGCAAUGGAAGCUCUAGAGCUUGUGGAGGCAAAGACUCCAAAGGCUGUGGAGACUCCAAUUGAAAAGGAGUCUGCAGAGGCAGAGGUUCUAGAAGCCAUAAAAGCUCCAAAGCUUGUGGAGACAGAGACUCCAGAGGCUGUGGAGGCUCCAGUCAAAAAGGAGUAUGCGGAGGCAGAGGUUCCAGAAGCCAUGGAAGCUCUAGAGCUUGUGGAGGCAGAGACUCCAGAGGCUGUGGAGGCUCCAGUCGAAAAGGAGUCUGCGGAGGCAGAGGUUCCAGAAGCCAUGGAAGUUCCAAAAUUUACUGAGGAAGAGACUCCAGGGACCGUGGAGACUCCUAACAAAAAGGAGGAUGUAAGAGCAGAGGCUCCAUAUGAAAAGGACUCUGCUGGGACACAGGCUCCAGAGACCAUGGAGGCUCCAUACGAAAAGGAGGCUGUAGAGGAAGAGAAUUCAGAGGCUAUGGAGGUUCUAUACGAAAAGAAGUCUGCAGGGGUAGAAGCCCUAACGACUUUAGACGAAAAGGACUUUGCGGAGGCAGAAGCUUUGGCCACAAAAUUAGCAUAUGGAAAGACUUAUUUGCGUCUGGCAUUGAUGCCAACCAAAGGGUUUAUUCCUUUUGCUAAUACUAUGUUGGCUAAAGGGCUGAUGAAAGACAGGCUUAGCAUCCAGCCGUCAAAACCUUUGGUUCAAGAUUGUUUAGGACCGAAUGCAUCCGCUAAAAAAACCGUCUUCACAAGAGUGACAUUUGAUAAAGUCUCAAGUUUGAACAAGGAGAAAGUAAGACAAAGGAUGGUCAAGAGGGAGCUUAAUGUCGGUGUCAGAAUCCCAAGUCCGAAAGUCUCAAAAUUAGAGAAGAGAAAAGUAUACAAAGGACCCAAGCCGGAGGCCAUCAUAGCAAAAGUGAAAGUCACAAAUGGGAAAUAUAUUUGGACUGUUACCACGGCUGACCAGAUCACCAUCAUUCCCAAGGCGACAUGGAAGCCUUCUAUCGCUAAAGAGAAUGAAAAAUAG
This is a messenger RNA of Andrographis paniculata, 1200 nucleotides long. RefSeq lists its product as uncharacterized. Lineage: Eukaryota; Viridiplantae; Streptophyta; Magnoliopsida; Lamiales; Acanthaceae. The record is from RefSeq and is a predicted model, not a curated record. Bases 1 to 1200 code for a protein of 399 amino acids. The transcript has 2 exons.